GGCCCCUGGACUUCCUCAGCCCGACUCCUGGGGGCCGGUUCGGGGGCGGGACUGGAAGCCGCGGCUUCCGCCUUCCUGCUUCCGGCCUGGAGCAUUUAAACCUUGUCUCAGAAGUGUAUGUUAAAGAAGACAACCACCCAAGGAUCAUCCGAAAUUGUGGCUUGCUAAUAAUCCCAGGACAAAGUUAGAGAUAACUACUCAGGCGUAAGUGCCCCCAUUUAUAAGACUGCUAAAAAGAUGUUUGACAUCAAGGCAUGGGCUGAGUACGUUGUGGAAUGGGCUGCAAAGGACCCAUAUGGCUUCCUUACAACAGUUAUUUUGGCCCUUACUCCAUUGUUUUUAGCAAGUGCUGUAUUGUCCUGGAAAUUGGCCAAGAUGAUUGAGACCAGGGAAAAGGAGCAGAAGAAGAAACAAAAACGUCAAGAAAAUAUUGCAAAAGCUAAGCGACUAAAAAAGGAUUGAAGGAAUGAACAAGCUUUGCAAACAGGAACAUCGUUUGGAAAAUUAUGCAGUUUUAGAAGGACCCACUAACAUUUCUCCUUUGGAUUUUAUGACAGUAUUAUUUAGUAAUGAGUUCUGAACAUAUGGAAGAAUCAUGUUAGUUCUGACUUCACUCUAACAACUUUUAGGCUUUGGUGUAAAAGUCUGUUGACAGUUACUGUAAAUUGGCAUUUAUUGUGCUACAAAUUCCUUGUAACUGGCUUAAUCAUUUGCCAUCAUACAGCUCAUGUACUGAAAUGAAAAUAUCCUGUGGAGUAAAGUGACUUUAAAUUCUGGUCUCAAAUAAUGACUUAAAAUGGGGUCCUGUUCUAGACAUAGGGUAGUAAGAAUGUAAAAUUCACAAUUUUAGUCAGAGCUUAAAAGUGUUCUUUAGCUUAAAAGAGAUACAGUAUAUUAUAUCUUUAUCAUUGCUUAUUUCAUAGCAUAAAAUCAUUUGUAGCUUACCCAAUGCAAAUAAUAUUAAUCCUUGAGUCUUCUAUUUUCUGCAUUUCUCUGAGAGGCUAGUAAUGAUCAGGCAUUAAGCAUUUUUUAAAGAUCUAAUUUUAUAAAGAAUUCUUUUAUUAUCUGGACUAUAGACCAUCACUUACUGGAUAUAAUAAUUUUUGUACUUAUCAGCACUGCCAUUUUCUUCGAGAUGACUUGUUGAGUAGAGUGACACUAUAAUUUAAAAAUGCCAAACCUUGUAGUACCUUCUUGGAACCAGUUUAUUCUUACCGUGCUAGAAAUAGUUAAAAUAUUUUAUCAGAUAAUUUGCUGAUUGUAUAUAUCUGGUUUUGUUUUUUAUUCUUUAACUCCUGUGGUAGUGAUGCCCUGUACUUUUUGAUCAAACAAGUUCAGGGUAGAAAAUUUCAAGUUCUUUCAAGGAAUGUUUAAAGAGUAACAGUUAAGUCUUAAUAAGUGGUAAAGAAAGGUUUAAGAUUUGGUAAGAUUUUGUUGAUAGUAGUGGUUAUUGGGUGAAAAUAGUAAAUUAAAAUGAGAAUGUUAUGAUUAGAAAUAAAGGAUAUUUCCUUCAACUAAGUAUAACUGGAAAUCUUUAUUAUUAAACAAGGAUUUUUUAAAUGCAUGGUUCAGUAAUCAUCAUUGUUCUUAUUUAAUAGCUUACUAAUGUCUUCACUUCUGACAAUGAAUUUUAAAUUACAAAAAA
Molecule: messenger RNA, 1645 nt
Organism: Condylura cristata (star-nosed mole)
Lineage: Eukaryota; Metazoa; Chordata; Mammalia; Eulipotyphla; Talpidae
Gene: SMIM15
Product: small integral membrane protein 15
Exons: 3
Coding region: 238-462 (74 amino acids)
Source: RefSeq, a predicted model, not a curated record